AUGUCCUUGGAAAUAGUUAAUGUUACUGAGGAAACUUUAGUGAAACCGCGACAGUCACAUUCUGGCAUUCCGCAAAACAGUAAGAACACAGAAACGUCUAUGACCGUCAGUAAGCCUACUGAAGAUUUCGAUGUUGCAUUUGUAUUUGAUGUACCGUUAAUAAUAAAGAGAUCCCCACAAGAGCAACACGCUGUCUCUGUCUCUGCUCAAUCCCAGUGUAGAUGUAACCCAUGUUUGUCUAAAAUGAGGUUGUGUUUUGUGCUGGUGGUGAUGGCGGUGGUUGAUCAGUGUUCGUCGUCGCUCAACCUUUAUGUCGACUCGGACGACGUCAAGAAACUCCUCGGUGUGAGUUCCCAGCUGUGGUAUGUCCAGAACGGAACAGUGAAUAAAUAUGCCCUGGGCUACGUAGUGGUUGUGCCACCGCAUGUCGACCUCCUGACCUUCCAUUGGCAGGCCUUGGGAGGAAUGACGAUGCCAUAUAAUAUGUCAGUUCAAGUUGGUAAUCGUGAAGCUCUGGCACCCCCUGUGUACAACAUCAGUGAUCAGAGUAUAGUGCCAACAUAUCCCUCAUCCUGGACAAUAAGGUUGAUUUGCACUGGCAAACUAACCACUCAGGUGGAUGUGACAAUAACCUUAAAAGUGCCAAUGAGUACAUCAUUGGUAAAUACAACGACGCUCAACAUUCGAAGAAAGAAAAUAUGUUUGAGAGGUAAAGUUGGUGGAAUAGCAGAACGCGAAGGAGAAGUUGGUGGGAUAUCAGUGGAGAUUCUGGAAGCACGACACUCCACUACUGUGGUCUACAUCACCAUUAGUUGUCUGGGAGUCUUCCUUCUGGUUGUGGCCUUCCUCGCCAUAUUUAAUCAUAUAAAGAACAAUAAAGCACGGCCAAACACUGGCAGACGACGUGGCACAGGUGCUUCUGAGCAAAGAACCAUUGGCAGAAGUACAGCAAGUGGUGGAAACGUCCCUAAUAAUCAAGUCAGCGGAGACAGUGGAGGCGCAGGCAAGACCUCCCAGUCCUCUCUCAGUGAGCUACGGAGAUCUCCACAACCAACCAAUACAACAGCUACCACAACCACCACUACAGGCAGUCCUGAGCCACAGUACACAGAUCCCAGGCUGAGUGAUAUAUCGGCCAAGUUAACAGGUCUCAGUGUCAGCAAGGAGACGCUCAAGCUCUUGGAGGUGGAGCAGGAAGGCACCUUUGGCAGGGUGUACCAUGCAGUCUACCAACCCCCUGACCAGAAGCAACCCCUCAGUGUCACUGUAAAAACAGUCAUUGAUGGAUCGAGUGAGGUGCAGCGAUCAGUGUUGCUGAGUGAAGGGGUGAUGUUAGCAGGCCUAAACCAUGACCAGCUGUUAGGGGUUCUGGGAGCAGUCGUCACACCGCCAGAAGCUCCACCAUGCAUUAUCUUCCCAAGGUCUUCGCAAGGAAAUCUCAAAAGAGUAAGGGUUAAAUAUUUCAUCAUUUGUAUAUACCUUGGUUUUGAGAGACAUCCUGACUUGAGAGUCUUAGGUGCCUGGAUGAGAGGAUUAAGUGCCUGUUGA
Messenger RNA from Penaeus indicus, 1548 nucleotides. RefSeq names its product tyrosine-protein kinase Dnt-like. Bases 1 to 1548 code for a protein of 515 amino acids. The record is from RefSeq and is a predicted model, not a curated record. Lineage: Eukaryota; Metazoa; Arthropoda; Malacostraca; Decapoda; Penaeidae. Gene Ontology annotation, biological process: protein phosphorylation. The transcript has 12 exons. Gene Ontology annotation, molecular function: protein kinase activity.